AUGGCGGCCUCGCUAGGACUCGCCCACGAGGCGUGCUACGCCGCCUACCCGCCGGCCGCCGCUGCCUGCUCGUACUUCCCAUCACCACCACCACCACCCAGCGACCUCGUGGCGGAGUUCCCGCCGCCCGCCGCCACGGCCAUGGUUGAUGACUACUACUUCCAGUUCGGCCAGGAGAUGGGCGGCGCUCGCGCUCCAGGCUGCGGCGGCUAUUGCUCGCCGCCGGCACCGGUGUUCGACGAUGGCAUGAGCCUGCUGAGCUAUGCCGGCGUCGAGGGCGACGGGAGGAGGCCGAUGAGCGGACCAGCUGGCACCGGGAGCGGCGGCCGGCGGCCGGCGUCACGGAUCGGGUUCCGGACGAGGUCGGAGGUGGACGUGCUGGACGACGGCUUCAAGUGGCGCAAGUACGGCAAAAAGGCGGUCAAGAGCAGCCCCAACCCGAGGAACUACUACCGGUGCUCGGCGGAGGGCUGCGGCGUGAAGAAGCGCGUGGAGAGGGACAGCGACGAUCCGCGCUACGUCGUCACCACCUACGACGGCGUCCACAACCACGCCGCACCGGGCGCCACCUACCUCUGCCAGCCGCCGCCGCCGCCGCCGCCCGCGCAACCGCAACGCCCUGCUUCUCGCCUCCACGCUCGGCGUCGCGCGUCGGCGCCUCUGGUGGCAGCACCCAGCUGGAGCGCCGCUUUUGACGCGUGGGAGGCGCAGCUGAACGCCGCGGCAGCUCACUCGUCGGAGUCGUCCUACUGA
Messenger RNA from Miscanthus lutarioriparius, 753 nucleotides. NCBI's taxonomy places the organism in Eukaryota, Viridiplantae, Streptophyta, Magnoliopsida, Poales, Poaceae. The record is from the annotation of a GenBank genome assembly.